Molecule: messenger RNA, 3983 nt
Organism: Bubalus bubalis (water buffalo)
Lineage: Eukaryota; Metazoa; Chordata; Mammalia; Artiodactyla; Bovidae
Gene: MAD1L1
Product: mitotic arrest deficient 1 like 1
Exons: 18
Coding region: 1314-3467 (717 amino acids)
Biological process (GO): mitotic spindle assembly checkpoint signaling; attachment of mitotic spindle microtubules to kinetochore
Cellular component (GO): nuclear envelope; mitotic spindle; kinetochore
Source: RefSeq, a predicted model, not a curated record
GACACAGGAGUCUUAGGCUCACUGAAAUCGUUCCUUUGGUGCGACCUCAGCUACCUGGGCCCAGUGUCCUGCGCUUUCUCACCCUGAGUCUCCUCAGGGUUCACUGUCGGGGUUGGACGUGGGGUGGCGGCAGCUGCAGAGUCUGAUGAUUUCGUGGCUGGCAUUACAUUUUGGGGGUUCCCUGGUGGCUCAGACCGUAAAGAAUCUGCCUGCCAUGCAGGAGACCCAUGUUCAGUCCCUGGGUUGGGAAGAUUCCCCGGAGAAGGGGAUGGCUACUCACUCCAGUAUUCUUGCCUGGAGAAUCCCAUGGACAGAGGAACAUGGCCCACUACAGCCGUGGGGUCAGAGUGAGACGACUGAGCAACUGACCUGUUUUCACCCUGAGCUCAUCCUCAUGAGUGGCUGAUGGCUGCAGCAUUCUUUAUUUACUGAUAUGGCAGGCAGCAUUUUUAGUUCACACAUCCCAAGGAUGGCUGGGGGAAGAAACGGGGUCUAAGGGUAGUCCAGAUCCCCGAAGUAGUCUGCGGGCCAGCCUUAUAAAAUUUUUUUUAUCCUAUUUUCACUGCCCCGUGUCCUACCUCACCACCACAUUCUUUGCCUCUGCAUCCUUUUUCCUCUGGCGACACAAAUUCAUGGUUUACUCUCUGGAAGUUCGGUGCAGACCCUCCGGCGCUUCGCCGGGUUUGUGGAGGAGGAAGAAGGGACUUGAGAGACCCGUUAGUAGACGCAGGCUGCAGAGAUUGCAGGAAGGGCCUGCUGGCUGUGGGCUGACCCCCCCCUGCCCUUGCUCCCUGGAGAACGGGACCCAGACGACGGCUCCGCACCCCAACAGCUCUCAGGGCGCUAGGAAGAUAGCUUAGUCGCAUGGUAUUUCCUGUUUUUCUUUUUUUUAGAGAAAAGUAAAAACGCAUUCAUUAAUUCAAGCAAACACCGCAGUGGCAAAAGCUGCGGACUAGUCACGACUGCAAGGAAGUUUGGCCCCAGGAGGCCACCGUUGGGCGGUGCUAUUCCACGGAAUACAGUGCGAGACAGCCGUCCAGUGGAAGCUUGGCCUGCGGCGGACAGGGGCACCAAGGGAGUCCCGCGGGCCGGCCUUUGGCUCCGAGCGUUCUCCGAGCCGCGGCAUCCCGGGCGUGGGACGGAGACGCAGCCCCUGUCAGAGCGCCGACCCGCCGUUUCACGGCCAGUCCUGCCCAGAUCUCGCGAGAGCGCGAGCGCACGUCUCGCGAUACGCGGGCUCGGUAAUAGAGGGAGAUCUGAGCCGCGGCGGCGACGGCUGCAAGCAGGCUGAGGCGCUGAGAAGGGAAGUAAUCAUGGAAGACCUGGGGGAGAACACCACCGUCCUGUCCACCCUGAGGUCUUUGAACAACUUCAUCUCUCAGCGAGUGGAGGGAGGAUCUGGACUGGAUGUUUCCACCUCUGCUCAAGGUUCUCUGCAGAUGCAGUACCAGCAGAGCAUGCAGUUGGAGGAGCGAGCAGAGCAGAUCCGGUCUAAGUCUCACCUCAUCCAGGUGGAGCGGGAGAAGAUGCAGAUGGAGCUGAGUCACAAGAGGGCUCGCGUGGAGCUGGAGCGGGCGGCCAGCACCAGCGCCAGGAACUACGAGCGCGAGGUGGACCGCAACCAGGAGCUCCUGACGCGCAUUCGGCAGCUUCAGGAGCGGGAGGCGGAGGUGCAGGAGAAGAUGAAGGAGCAGCUGGAGCGGCACAGGCUGUGCCAGCAGAGCCUGGACGCGGCCGGCAGGAAGCUGCGGGAGAAGGAGGAUGGCCUGGCCGAGGCCGGGGAGACCAUCACCGCGUUAAAGGGGAGGCUCUCGGACCUGCAGUGGAGCGUGAUGAACCAGGAGAUGCAGGUCAAACGCCUGGAGUCGGAGAAGCAGGAGCUGAAGGAGCAGCUGGACCUGCAGCACCAGAAAUGGCAGGAAGCUAACCAGAAGGUUCAGGAGUUCCAGGCCAGCCAAGAAGUGCGAGCAGACCAGGAGCAGAGGAUCAAGGAUUUGGAGCAAAAGCUGUCCCUGCAGGAGCAGGACGCUGCGAUCGUGAAGAACAUGAGGUCUGAGCUGGUGCGGCUGCCGACGAUGGAGAGGGAGCUGCGGCAGCUGCGGGAAGAGAACGCCUGCCUGCGGGAGACGCGGGACACCAACGGGCUGCUGCGGGAGGAGCUGGAGGGGCUGCAGCGCAGGCUGGGGCGGCAGGAGAAGAUGCAGGAGACGCUGGUGGACCUUGAGCUGGAGAAGGAGAGGCUCUUGACAAAGCUGCAGAGCUGGGAGAGGCUGGACCAGACCACCGGCUUGAGCAUCAGGACGCCAGAGGACCUGUCUAGGUUCAUCGUGGAGCUGCAGCAGCGCGAGCUGGCCCUGAAGGACAGGAACAGUUCCAUCACCAGCAGUGCCCGGGAGCUGGAGAAGGCCCGACUGCAGCUCCAGGACGAGGUCCGCCAGCUCGGUGGCCAGCUGCUGGAGGAGAGGAAGCGGCGUGAGAUGCACGAGGCCCUGGCGCGGCGGCUGCAGAAGAGAGUCCUGCUGCUGACGAAGGAGCGCGACGGCAUGCGGGCCAUCCUGGGCUCGUAUGACAGCGAGCUGACCCCGGCUGAGCACUCGCCCCAGCUGACCCGCCGCAUGCGCGAGGCCGAGGACAUGAUGCAGAAGGUGCAGGCGCACAGCUCGGAGGUGGAGGCUCAGCUGUCACAGGCGCUGGAGGAGCUGGGAGGCCAGAAGCAAAGAGCCGACAUGCUGGAGAUGGAGCUGAAGAUACUGAAGUCACAGGCGGGCCCGGCUGAGCAGAGCUUCCUGUUCUCCAGGGAGGAGGUGAGCUCACUCAGGUUGAAGGUUGAGGAGCUGGAAGCCGAGCGGAGUCGCCUAGAGGAGGAGAAGACGACGCUGGAGGCGCAGCUGGAGCGGCUCACACUGCAGGGCGACUACGACCAGAGCAAGACCAAGGUGCUGCACCUGAGCCUGAACCCGGCCGGCGCGGCGCGGCAGCGGCUCCGCGAGGACCAGCAGCAGCUGCAGGAGGAGUGUGCACGGCUGCGGGAGAUCGUGCGCGCCCUGGAGGCCGGCGGCCCCAUCCCUGCCCACCUGGAGGCCGCCGCGGGGCUGCCCUCGUCCAGGGAGGUGGCAGAGCUGAAGAAGCAGGUGGAGAGUGCGGAGCUGAAGAACCAGCGGCUGAAGGAGGUCUUCCAGACCAAGAUCCAGGAGUUCCGGAAAGUGUGCUACACGCUGACGGGCUACCAGGUGGACAUCACCACAGAGAACCAGUACCGGCUGACCUCCAUGUACGCCGAGCAGAAGGCCGACUGCCUCAUCUUCAAGGCCGCGGGCCCCUCGGGCACCAAGAUGCAGCUGCUGGAGACGGCGUUCUCGCGGACAGUGCCAGGGCUCAUCGAGCUGCAUCUGCUGCAGCAGGACAGCAUCCCUGCCUUCCUCAGCGCCCUGACCCUCGACCUCUUCAGCCGCCAGACGCUGGCCUAGACCCCAGCCCCCGGCCUCGGAGUGGGGAACGGGCGGCCGGCAGGAGCCCCGCUGUCUGUUCCUUGGGGUCCCAGCCCCCACCGGCCGUCAGGCCCCACCCACCCCUGCCCGGCCCCCCAGGCCUGGCCCAGCCUCUGCCCCAACGGGGCGUCGAGCCUCCCGGCCUGGUGAGGACUCCUGAGCAUCGCCCUGCACCCCACCAGGCACCCCACCCGAGCUCAGGGCCCAGGGGCACACCUCUGGCCGGGUCGGGGGGGUUAAGCAGCUCAGGGUGACCCCCUCCCUGAGCCCUGAGCCCACGCCCACUCUGCAGGGCAGGCCCACCUCCUUGCCCGCCUCCUCACCCCCCGUCCUGCAGUGCAGGUGGAGGGGGGUUUCUGUGGCCAGCUCCCCGCCCCUCCCCACAGUGCCCUCUCGCCACAGCCUGCUCCAGCCCAGCCUGGCUGGGACCACGCAAGUGAGCCUGGGUGCCUGCAAAGUCCCAGCUCUCAUGAAAUAAAGGUCCCCUCAGCACCC